This is a messenger RNA of Penicillium coprophilum, 1218 nucleotides long. RefSeq lists its product as uncharacterized. The record is from RefSeq and is a predicted model, not a curated record. NCBI's taxonomy places the organism in Eukaryota, Fungi, Ascomycota, Eurotiomycetes, Eurotiales, Aspergillaceae. The coding region runs from base 1 to 1218 and encodes 405 amino acids. The transcript is spliced from 3 exons.
AUGUUGGCUCUUCGCGACCAGGAGAACCUGGUAAACACUCACCAGACUGCCGCUGCAGCUAAGCCUUUGAACCAAAGCAAGCCGCUAGCACCCAAGACCCCCGGCAAGCAACGAAAUGACGAGAAUAACCCCUUGGCAUUUGGAAACCGUACUGUGAAGGGCAAUGGUAAUCGCCAGGAGAAUGGAAAACCGGGCAACGCGUUUAUGACUCCGAUGGUGAAGGACCGCGCUCCUCUAGGCAUGAAAACGACCAAUCUCAAAGCCAACAAUCUCCAGACACCCGCGCCCUUUGGAACCACCAAGCAACCGAAAACAAACCGCAGACAGUCCACUACCCAGAAGAUCAGAAAAGCUGCUCCAGUGACACAACAAGCCCAAACCAAAGUCCACAUCGAUUCUGCUGCCGACGAUGUACCGGAUAUUGAAUACAUGCCGCCUAAGCCUAGAGAUCUUCCAGACCUUCCAGACGAUGUAACAUAUGACACCACAUUCCCCCAAUUCAAACCUAAGAAUCGAGCUCUAGGACUGGAGAGUGUGUACGGAAAGCAACAAGUCGGCAGGGAUGGACUCACAGCGAAACAGCGGAAGUUCAAAGAGGAUUCAGCGGCGUGCGACAGGAUGGUGGAUGAUAUGAUCAUGAAACAACUCGAGGACAUUGGGUUUGAGAGCUCCGGUGAGAGCGAGUCUGCAAAGGCACUCCAGCCUGAUGUCAUCUCCACCAACAGACCUACAACUGCACGCCAAACUCGUAGUGUGUCCACGCUUCGAGCUCGCGACGCUGCUGCUGCACUUGCCGGACCUCAACCAACUACUGCACCCAGAGUGGCUCUGACCCCGAAACCACGGGUGGCAUCGUUGGCAUCGUCAUUGGUCAUGCCUAAAAGACAGGCUAGGCUCCCGUCUAACCCCUCUUCCAUGCGCAAUACUGCUGCUUCUGUCAACUCUCGGACGACCGUUGGCUAUUCCAAAGGACGCAGUGUGUCGUCCACCCUACGGGAGAAACAUUCCAAAAUGCAGAGGGCCUCGAGCUCUGAGGUUCUGUCUCCCGAAACUUAUAUGCAGCUGUAUGGACCCCCUCCGCUGGACUCGGAAAUGUGGACUCGUUGUAAAGCUGCUGGAUGCUUUGAUACCCCGGAUGAAACCACCCAGGAACUGGAAGUAUCACUGCCCACGUUUGACGAAGAUGAUGAGGCGGAGAGCUUCCAGCUCACUUUGUAG